Messenger RNA from Pochonia chlamydosporia 170, 180 nucleotides. RefSeq lists its product as hypothetical. The transcript has a single exon. NCBI's taxonomy places the organism in Eukaryota, Fungi, Ascomycota, Sordariomycetes, Hypocreales, Clavicipitaceae. The record is from RefSeq and is a predicted model, not a curated record. Bases 1 to 180 code for a protein of 59 amino acids.
AUGUUGACGUUUCAGUGGGAACACCUCCAUCUUCCGGAACGGUUUCCGUGGAUGUGGGAUGAUUACUGCAAAUGUACGCGGUACUGCGCCGCGGGUUUUCAACAGCUCAUCUUAAGUGUAUGCGCAUUGCUUUCCUAUUCGGCUCGGAUGCAACGGUUGUGCGGAAUGGAUGGGAGAUGA